This is a messenger RNA of Acanthosepion pharaonis, 1488 nucleotides long. The record is from the annotation of a GenBank genome assembly. NCBI's taxonomy places the organism in Eukaryota, Metazoa, Mollusca, Cephalopoda, Sepiida, Sepiidae.
AUGAAGCGGCGGAGGCAAAAUCUAGCCUGUCGCGAAAGUCGAAUUCGCCGCCGUGCGCGAAGCGACAACAACCGAAGGAGCAGCGACGACGAUGGCCGCCGACCCUUACAACUGCAGCCGCUCCUAGCGCUCAACAGGCUUUCAGUCAAUAUAGCGCGGAGGCCGCGUGGCACCGCCGCUCGUUCGAGCCAGCACGCGAAACGUUGCUCCGAUCCUGCGGUUUCUGUCGUACUGGAUGGGAUAACAGUAGACACGGAUGACAUAACACACGUGUCGAUCGGUGGGAUAAAACUAACCUGUUUCACGACUUGUAUCUAUCUCGCGCACACCUGCAGGCCCACUCUCAGAUCCACUCCCUGUCUGUCUCGCACUUACAAAGCCGUUAUUUCUUUUUCUUUCGUACUUUUACCCGUGACAGUCCGCUCGCUAAUGUCUCGCCUUAAUCAUUCACUUUCAAUUGUAUUCAUUUAUCAAUUUUCUCGUCACCUACUAACACCACACCCACCCUUUCUGCUUUCGCACGACCACCCUAUUUCGUUCACGCUUUCCUUCCUUGCUUCCUUCCUUCUUUUCUUUCUUUCCUUCCUUUCUUUCUUUCCUUCUUUCUUUCUUUCUUUCUUUCUUCUUUUCCUUCCCUCCUUCCUUUUCCUUCCUUCCUUUCCUUCCUUCCUUUUUUCCACUUUUCCUUCCUUCCUUCUUAACUUCCUUCCUUUUCCUUCCUACCUUCCUUCCUUUUCCUUCCUUUUCCUUCCUUCCAUUCUUUUCCUUCCUUCCUUCCUUCCUUCCUUCCUUUUCCUUUCUUCCUUCCUUCCUUUUCCUUCCUUCUUUCCUUCCUUCCUUCCUUCCUUCCUUCCUUCUUUCCUUUUCCUUCCUUCCUUCCUUCUUUCCUUCCUUCCUUCCUUCCUUUCUUUCUUUCUUUCUUUCUUUCUUUCUUUCUUUCUUUCUUUCUUUCUUUCUUUCUUUCUUUCUUUCUUUCUUCCUUCAUUCCUUCCUUCCUUCUUUUCCUUCCUUUUCCUUCCUUCCUUUCCUUCCUUCCAUUCUUUUCCUUCUUUUCUUCCUUCCUUUUCCUUCCUCCUUCCUUCCUUCCUUCCAUUCUUUUCCUUCCUUCCUUCUUUCCUUCCUUCCUUUUUCUUCCUUUUCUUGCCUUUCUUUCUUCCUUCCUUCUUUUCCUUCCUUCCUUACUUUUCCUUCCUUCCUUCCAUUCUUUUCCUUCUUUCCUUCCUUCGUUUUCCUUCCUUCGUUUUCCUUCCUUCCAUUCUUUUCCUUCCUUCCUUCUUUCCUUCCUUCCUUCUUUCCUUCCUUCCUUUUCUUUCCUUCCUUCCUUUUCCUUUCUUCCUUCCUUCCUUUUCCUUCCUUCCUUCCUUCCUUCCUUCCUUCCUUCCUUCCUUCCUUCCUUCCUUCCAUUCUUUCUUCUCCUUCCCCUUGCUUUACUCUCUAAUAUUCAUCCUCAGAAAUGCCUAUUCGCAUAGAUCGAGAUUUGAUAUUUAG